Molecule: messenger RNA, 10409 nt
Organism: Lynx canadensis (Canada lynx)
Lineage: Eukaryota; Metazoa; Chordata; Mammalia; Carnivora; Felidae
Gene: KCTD16
Product: potassium channel tetramerization domain containing 16
Exons: 3
Coding region: 489-1775 (428 amino acids)
Biological process (GO): regulation of G protein-coupled receptor signaling pathway; protein homooligomerization
Cellular component (GO): postsynaptic membrane; presynaptic membrane
Molecular function (GO): protein binding
Source: RefSeq, a predicted model, not a curated record
GAGCACAUCUCUCCUGCACUUUUCAUUGAUACCUCUAUCCUUUACCUCUUCGGGAUUUGACAAGCUCCAGAUGGUGGCUGUGGAUUCUGACUGCUUUGCAAAUGGGUAUUUCUUCACAGGAGCUGGGUUUUCAGCACUAAGAUGGACCUCUGAGUAACUGGGGACUUGGCCUGCCUUGCCUACUGAGCUUGGGGCAGAUGCUCCACAUCUGAGCUUGGGGCAGAUCGGAUGGAGAUGAGUUGAUUAUAUUCUAUGAAGUAAUAGCUCACCACCAGCCAGGGUUUAAACUACUUUUGCAGCAUCACUUCACCUGUGGACUCUUCUAAAUUUUGCUUGCUUGGGGAAAAAACUGGGGUAAGAGAGAAGGUCAUUUUUAAGAAGUUAGCAUCCUUCUCCCUCUUUGACAAGUUGAUGCAAAGGAUAAGGCUGUGACUCCAUUGGAUUGCGCCUUCAAAUCAAAAUAGGAGAAGCAAAAGAAGACAGGGACAAUGGCUUUGAGUGGAAACUGUAGUCGUUAUUAUCCUCGAGAACAAGGGGCUGCAGUUCCCAACUCCUUUCCUGAGGUCGUGGAGCUGAAUGUUGGCGGUCAAGUUUAUUUCACCCGCCAUUCCACAUUAAUAAGCAUCCCUCAUUCCUUCCUGUGGAAAAUGUUUUCCCCAAAGAGAGACACGGCUAACGAUCUAGCCAAGGACUCCAAAGGAAGGUUUUUCAUUGACCGAGACGGAUUCUUGUUCCGUUAUAUUCUGGACUAUCUCAGGGACAGGCAGGUGGUCCUGCCUGAUCACUUUCCAGAAAGGGGAAGACUGAAAAGGGAAGCUGAGUAUUUCCAGCUCCCAGACUUGGUCAAACUCCUGACCCCUGAUGAGAUCAAGCAAAGCCCGGACGAAUUCUGCCAUAGUGACUUUGAAGAUGCCUCCCAAGGAAGCGACACGAGAAUCUGCCCUCCUUCCUCAGUGCUCCCUGCAGACCGCAAGUGGGGCUUCAUUACUGUGGGUUACAGGGGGUCCUGCACCAUGGGCAGAGAGGGGCAGGCAGAUGCCAAGUUUCGUAGAGUUCCUCGGAUUUUGGUUUGUGGAAGGAUUUCUUUGGCAAAAGAAGUCUUUGGAGAAACUUUGAAUGAGAGCAGAGACCCUGACCGAGCCCCAGAAAGAUACACCUCCAGAUUUUAUCUCAAAUUCAAGCAUCUGGAAAGGGCUUUUGAUAUGUUGUCAGAGUGUGGAUUCCACAUGGUGGCCUGUAACUCCUCAGUGACAGCAUCUUUUGUCAACCAAUAUACAGAUGACAAGAUCUGGUCAAGCUACACUGAAUAUGUCUUCUACCGUGAGCCUUCCAGGUGGUCAUCCUCACACUGCCACUGCUGCUGCAAGAGCACCGCAGGCGACAAAGAAGGGGAGAGUGGCACGUCUUGCAACGACCUCUCCACCUCUAGCUGCGACAGCCAGUCUGAGGCCAGCUCUCCGCAGGAGACGGUCAUCUGUGGGCCCGUGACACGCCAGACCAACAUCCAGACUCUGGACCGUCCCAUCAAGAAGGGCCCCGUGCAGCUGAUCCAGCAGUCGGAGAUGCGGCGGAAAAGCGAUCUGCUCCGGACUCUGACUUCGGGCUCCAGGGAGUCGAACAUGAGCAGCAAAAAAAAAGCUGUUAAGGAAAAGCUCUCCAUUGAGGAAGAGCUGGAGAAAUGCAUCCAGGAUUUCCUAAAGAUCAAAAUCCCAGAUCGGUUCCCCGAGAGAAAACAUCCUUGGCAGUCUGAACUUUUACGGAAGUAUCAUCUAUAGGGGAGGGGCGGGGGGCGGGGCAAUGGGAGAAGAAAGAAAUCAUGUCACUAUUUGGAAAUAAACCUCCUAGCGAAAUUCACAUUUGAAAGAAAAGUAACAACUAACAAUACGUUUGUGAGAACACAGUAGCCCAUCGAUACACUACUGCCUAUUUACCUAGUUCACCUUAACAUUUAAAUCCACAGGGUAGAUCUCUUUCCAGAUGUGGAAUUAUAAGAAAAUCUCUUUUUGGUUACUUGUUUGUUUGUUCACUGGGUCCCGUGUGCUGAGCAUCUUACGUAUAAGGAGAGCCAGCUACAGAGGAGUAGCUGAGAGGCCUUGGGAGUCCUCUCUCCCCAACUGGGUUUUUCUCUCAUCUUCUCCCUCCCUCCUUUGAAUGAGAGCAUGGUAGAAAGAGAUCUGGCCCAAUGGCAUAGGUUCGGGUUUUUUUAAUUUUCCUUUUCCUUUUUGUUUAUGGGGUGGGGGGGAAUGGCAGAUUUAUAUGACUUUUCACUCAAAUCUAUUAUGUGCCAGUUUAUAUUGACGACAUACGCAUGAGUAUUUGUGCAAACACAAGCACAACGAUGUAUGUACAUACACACAGUGCACACAUGUCCCCAGGGCCGGGGCAUCCUAAGGGGAUCACCCCUGCUCCCAGCAGCAACCUCUUAGACUCCUUCAGACAGAGGAGUCUCAGCUCCUUUCUUAAAACCCUUCUGGGAAGAUUUCCCAGCCUCUUUUGGCAACACUUUCUACCAUCAGGUAACCCUCGUCGUCAACAAAUUGUCUUCCUUAUUUUGAAAUGAACACCCUCAGGCUCCAUAGUACGGUUUUGCUCUUUCUCUGCACUAGGAGAGGGUGAGAAGAGCUAGUAAAACAUUCUUUGUAUUAAAGAAACAGACAUUCCUAGCCGUGAAAAUUCUCCCUGACCCCACACUCAGCCUUCCCCACCCUGAGCUGAGUUACCUUCCUUCUCUCAAUGUUUUCAGAGUCCUUCCUGCCCACGUUUUAAUGGCCUGGGCUUUUCAUGUAAUCUGCAUUCAGUUCUCUGCGUCCCUAUAUGGCUGUGGAAGUAAGAACAACACACAGGACUUGAAUAGGGGUCCAGCCUUUCAUUUUGUUUCUUGAAGAAGCACUUGUUUUCCACACUCUACCUGAUUUCUCAUAGCCUUUUCAAACUACAGUGCUACAUUGUUACUUCCUGGUAGCUGGUCUUGUCUUUAGUAUUCUGGGAUUUGGCUGUGUCUGUACUAUGAUGUGGCUGUCAUUUCCUUGAUAUGAAUGCACAACCCAACUGGAUAACUAGAGCUUGAAAAUGAAGGUUUUGGCUUUCUAAGCUAUCUUUCUUGAGUCCAUCUUUGGCCUGUAGAGACACAGCCAAAAAGAAACUGUUAAUAGCCAUCUAUCCAUAUGGUUCUGUAUUCCAUAAAUGUACUAAUAGGUCUUUCAUAGGCUUGUGGUAAAUGAGGAUGAAAAGACCAGUUUUUAUUUUCAGCAUUCCUCAUGCAUUUCAGUGGGAACUUAAACAAUAAUUUGUCAAUCAUUGUUUGUGUGCCAAGCACUCCUAUUUUUAUUUUUUAUUGUGUGUGUGUGUGUAUGUGUAUAUGUAUCACAGGUAAUAAAGGCAACUGGAUGACGUCUGUAGGAGGGAAAAGUAAUGGCCACUCGCUUCCUUUUGAAAUAUUUUGUUGAUGCACAUUUAUUAUGUAAGAGGUUCUCUCUUGAUUCCUGUUACUAGUGCCUAUUUAGUAUAUGGAUAUCUUUCUGAAUUUUUGUAAUUCUUGCCCUCACCUCUGGGCGACAAACGCAGCCAAUGUUUUCCUGUCCUGAGGUUCAAAUGGAAUUUAAAGGUCUACUUAAGUGAAAAAGAAAGUUCACCUGGGGAGUUGAGUUGUUAAGAAAUUUACCAUUUAUGAAUUUAAGUGGUGUCCGUUUAUGUAUUAGUAUAUUAGCAGGCAUUUGUUCGUAACUACAACAUAGUUUUGUAAAGCCUACCAAUAUGUCUUGUUUCCUUUCAAAGUUUCUUCAUACCAUACCCAAAUACCAUCAUCCCAAUGAUAGCAAUCCUGCAAAGAAUCACAGAAUUGAAUGGGUCAAGAAGAAAUUGAAUACAGAUAAAAUAUCCCCAAACUCACUUAGGUCGGAUGAUUCCUGUGGCCCUGUUGGAAUUUGCCAUCUACAUUAACUGCCCAAGGUUCCAGCUUCCUUAAAUUUCAGGCCUGACUAUAAUGGUGUCAAGACAGAGAUACACUAGUAAGAACUGGAGGAGGAGGAAGAUGUCAGUCCACCCCACUGCUUCUACCGCCCGCUUUCAAUAGGAAACCCAACACUGCAAAGAAAAUGUUCAUGGCAUACGUCCCUGACCCUUGACCCGUCGUGAAUUUUUUUCUCCAUAGGCAAUUCUUAGACCUCCCCAGUGAUCGAAACUGGUGGUAGGAAAUCUGAUUAAAACAAUAAUAACAGUUUUAAUCUGGGUCAGCUCUAAACUGACACCUACCCGAAGUAGUCCAAAUAGCUAAGACAACUGUGGGUGUUGAUUAUGGAGAUGAAUAUAGACCUGAUCAGGAAAUCUCUGAGGAGCCACCAAGUCCGUGGGAAGCUUCUGUCCUUGUUUGAGUGCAGUCAUCCCCUGAGGAAAGUGUGGCCUGCCACAAUGGAAAUGAGCUCUGAGUAAGUGAGUUACACGAUUAAACGUUCGGUUACCCCCGAUUCAUGCCAGUUUCCCAGAGCUUAGAAUAGCUUUAGGAACUUGUAGUUCACUUCUGGACAGAGCGAUAUAUGUGGUUCACUUCUUAAAUACUGGUUAUGAUGAGGGCCGUAAUUUGCUGAUAUGAAGAAACUAAGAACAUCCGAUGGAUCGAAUGAAUGAGGAAUCAUAUGUAUAGAACCCCAACUUAGGUUGCAGUGCUAAAAUCCAGUGAGGUUGGGGAUGUCACUCUCUACAGGUCCAUGGAUCUCCUGAAGUCAGAAACACAUUUAUGAAGUCCUCCUACCCAUUAUCAAAAAGGAAGUGACUUAUGUUUAGCAGGAAAGGGGGGAGACAGGAAAAUAAAACUGUGAGAUCACUGUGGUGUUGUGAUCUCCCUCCCCCUGCUGAGAAAAAAUUGCACUGAGAUAUGGUCAUAAAACAACAAAGUGAGGUGGCUUCCAGAAUAUGCUGUGGUGUAAUCCUUUGUGAUUGUAGGCAGUUAUCUUACUGGACAUGCAUGCCUGGUAAAUUAAAAUAAAAGGGGAACAACGCACAAAUGUGUUCCCUUCACCCUUAUUCCUCCUUAGCCAUGUCUACCCUCAACUGAUUCACUUAGGGAGACACAUUUAUUAGAAGAAAACUAAUGGACCUUUUCAUUUUUCAGUUGCCCUUGUUUGAUUCAAAGGCACCUUUAUUCCUAGGCACAGAUGUGUGUUCUUCAUCGUGGGCCCUCUUAGUUGUCAACAGCUUGUGCUUCUGCAUUACUUUUGCUUCUCUAGGCUUUAGAUUCCCCUCUGAUUAUCCUUUGUUGCUGCCACAGGCAAAACACGCUCCAGUGAGAAGAAGAAAAGGCAUAUAUGGUGUUUGGCAAAAUUUCCUGACACCAACUCCCAUAAUGGGAGCCACACGUAGAUUCUCAGACGUUUUCCUUCGUUAUAGUUGUAACCUUCCAACUUUGUAUGUACCGUGACGAAUUAACCCAGCGCAUUUGAGUGCUGGUAUUUUCUGCCACUAGAUACCAUCCUGUGGAAUUUGACUAACCUUGGUCUUCUAGAUGAUCUUUGCUAGAAUGAAUGAGAGUCUUUCUGUGAACUUUUAGGGAGAAUUCUUUGUCACCUCCACUUGACAUAGCAAUUUUCAAAGGAAAAAUGAAGAGAGUCAUUUUUUUCCCCCUGGUGACUCUGUAGCAGAUAAAUGCUUUUGCCAAUUUGCAUGCUGGGUUGUAGGUUUAGCAUGGGCCAUUUCUCUCCUUAAUGUCUUGGCAUUGUUGGCAUCUUGCAAUCUUGAUGGCCCACUGUUCCAAUUUAUUUAUUUUCUUUUAUUUGUCAAAUAACACACUAGAGAAGGAAUCUGAGUGAGUAUUCUGUAUUCUGAGUUAAAAUGGAGUUAGAUGUCAUUUGUACAGGACUGUACAAUGAUUAAUAUCUGCAGAGAAAUUAGACCAAAUGAAACCUGCUGGAAUGAGUUUGAUUUAUAUUGCCUUCAUCACUCUGGAUUUAGAUCAAAUGGUUAUUGCUCUCCACCCCUGCUGAAAGAAAAGAGUCUUAAACUUUAAUAAUCACCAUGUUAUGAUGCAACCACAGAACUUAUAUGUUUGAAACAUCUGUAUUUCUCAUCUUGCAACAUACAUUCAAAUGGAGAUUCUUUUCCUAGUGACCUCCACUGCAAACUUUUAUCAGUGUUGUUCAAUACUUGGUGUGCACAAAAAUCUUUUGUAGUACCUGUAAAAAUGCAGAUCCCUUUACCGUAGCUCCAGAGAGAGUGAUUCAGAAACUUCUAGCAGGGCCAAGGAAUAUGCAUUUUGGCCCAGCAUCUUUAAUGAUUUUGAUGGGAUGGUCUCUGGACCUUUAAGAAAUUCUGUUGAGGGAACUAUGCAGAGGUCUGUAUUUUCUCACUUCCUUUCACUUUUAUUUCCACUACAAAGAAGCCAAGGCUUACACUAUUCAUUAUCUUAAGAGAAAAGGCCCAAAGAAAAGAAUCCUAGGACUAGGGCAGAGUAGAUUCCAUGGUUCUUCUGCUGCCUGUCAACCACAGCACCUUUCCAUUUUGUGCAUAUUUGUGUAUUUUGUUUUUGUUUUGUUUUUUGCCAGACUGAAAGCCUGCAUCAAUAUAGUUUUAUGUCUUGGUACUGAGGGUAGAUGGGAGCACAUCUCUGAGUGAGAUGUAUCCUUAUGAUACCCAUCAAGGAAGGAAAAAAAGGUGAAGUUUCGCAAGGACAGUUGUUCGUUUCCAGGCCUUGUGCAGUCUGAGUCAGAGGAACUUGAUAAUGAUCCAUAAUUUAAUGGUGGUGUGUGUGGCCCCAAAGGCGGUCCCAUUAACUGCACAUAUAAACACCACCAAAAUGAAUAGGCAGUGAUUAGUGAAUUUAGCUGCAUCUCACCAAUAAGAUCCUGAGUCAUUGAAUUGCUAAGUUUGUCCAAUUUGACUUACGCAAGAUUAUGACACUCUCAGAUAGUUGAAGAUGCUGAAUGCCAAUAUUAACUAAAACCGGCAAGCAAAACCCAGGAGGAGAGGGGAGGGGAGGAGAGGAGAGGAGAGGAGGAAGGAAGAAAAAGAAAAUUCAAAACACUGUACAUAUUUCAUAUACGAUGGCAAGAAGGAGAUGAAUUUCUAUAAUUUUCCACUCUGACCAGAAGGGAUGGCCAUACUAUGAUUAUUAAGAUAGAAACCAUUUUAGGGAGUUUCAAUGAUCCAGGUGGUUCUACCCAUAUAACAGAAUAACUGGGCAGGUAUCAAAUUCCCACAUGAUACAAGAAAUAGAGAAUGAAUGGCUUAAAUACACUCUCAUGAUGAUCCUCCAUGAAUAUUUAAACACCGCUGUCAUAGGAAAGUAAAGAAAGGUUAAUAAAAUUAAUAAACUUAAAUUGCCAGUUAAGAUUAUUUGGCCAAGAUUUUUUAAAAAUGUUAAAUUGGAUUCAGCUUGCUUCCCUCCUCUAUUUCCCAAGUAGGGUCCCUUCAUUGUCCCAGCUUCCUAACCUUUAAAAAAAUGUUUCUGUUUGUGAACAAAGUGUGUUGUUUACUGGGGAAAGAAUUUUUAGUUCCUAGACUGUCACCCUUGCUUUAUUUAGGGAAUUUACUUUGAAAAAGCUAAAGAAAAAUGUACCCUAGCCCUGCAACUAUCUAGGGUUUGUCCUGGGUUGAACAGGAGUGGUGAUUUUCCUGUUAAUCAGCCUCCUAAAAGCACUUACAUGCUGACUGGAGGAUUUAGUGUCUCCUUUCUCCAGCAACCUCUUUCAGCUUGUCAGUUGAUUCUUAGAAUUGACCUUUAGCUAAUUUACCUGCAUUUGCACAAUAAAAAUCAGCCUCACUUCAGACUCUGUCUCCUGCUGGUGGUUGGCUCCAUCCAUCACAAAGGGAAGCAAGAUUGAUGCACCAGAAAGUAGCGGAGACUUGCUUAGUAACUGCACCUCCGUGUGAGUGUAUGGGAGUGUAUACGCACACUUGUGCGAUUUUUAGGUCAGGGUUGGGUCAGUGGCUAAUGUCCAUGAUAAUGCUAUCUGCAUGCAUGGAAAAAGUCUUCGGUUACAAAGUUUCAAAGCUUUGAAUUCAGCACGAAUUGGUCUUUACUAUGGGUGUCAGUGCCUGACAAUGUUGAGUAAAGCUGGUCUGCAGAUGUGGAUUUUGAGCACCACGGGUUUCAGGGUAAACAUCAAACUCAUUUUUAUUCAUAUAGUCACUAGUAGCAAUGACAUUUAGUCAAAAAAGAAAAAAAAAUAGAAAAGGAAAGGGAAGGAAAAAAGAUAACCAUGAAAGCUAAAAUAUACACAGGAUUCUCAGUGAUUACUGGCAGUUUUUCUCAAUUGCAGCCAGUGGUCAUUGAUUUAUUCGUGUAUGUGAGAGAAACAGUCUCUGGAAACACUCUUCUUCGAUUUGUGUGGGUUACGUGUAUUUCAGGCAGUGGGUCUCAUUCAAGGGUGAUUUUUGUCAAAGCCCCAGGGGACUUUUGGCAGGUGCCUGGAGACAUUUUUGAUUGUCCUGACUUGAGAGGUGCUAACUGGCAUCCAAUGGGUAAAGACCAGAGAUGUUGCCAAACAUCCCAGAAUGCACAAGACAGCCCCACAACAAAUAAUUAUGCAGCCCCAAAUGUCAAUAGCGCUGAGAUGGAAAAACCCUGAAUUAAGGGUUGGCUCUCAUGUUCCAAAGCAUUGUUGCCAUGAAGAGAAAGGACAUCUGGUUCAGGAGAUUGGAUGAGGUGGUGUGAUAGUAAUUAUACCACCUUACAUCUCUACAGGGUUUACUUAAGAUGGGAUACAAUUGUCCUUUCAUGCAAAUGUGAAUGCUGAGAUUUAGAGAAGUUUACAUCCUGGUUUCUGGGGUGUCAGUAAUGAUGGGGUAGGUCUGCGGUCUGGGAUUCUGUCUUCUAGUUACUCUCUGCCUCAGAAAAACGGUAUUUCAGUGAAGUCAUCAAUCUUACAACUAAAUGUGUUUGGUGUAAAGCACUUUGGGAGCAUUUUGAGUUCACAGGACCCUAUUAAGGAUGUUUUUCAAGCCAAACCACAGUAGCUAACAGGUGCUCUUAAGAAAUGAAACAGGAAAAAGGGAGAAAAAGUACUGAGAAUAGGCCAAUGAUUUCAUCGUCUUAAACUGCUUAUCAUGUACUUUGCUUCUUUAGGCGGAAAACCCCCUUGCUAACGGUGACAGAGCUAGGAAAAUAUUCUCAUUCUCAUACUGGAGGUCCCCAUGCCAUUAUUUUCAAAGACGUGACAAGUCUGAGCAUAGACCCUGGCUAUUGAGCCAUAUUAUUUCAUUUGUAUGUACUGACUUCAUUAGGACACAAAACAUGUUUGUGUCUUAAAUAUUUGACAUUUUUCUUUCAACUUCUCAUGCCAACAUCCCAGUGUUGGAAUAAAGGUCAGAACAUUCUAUCCUCAUGUCAUCCAAGGGAAACUGGGACCCAGAGACUUUAAGUCAGUCAUGCAUUCUUUCCUUUUUCAUGCAUUCAUUUGGCAGGCUUUUGUUGAGUGCCUACCAUGUACAGGCCACUGUGGUGAGCAUUAUAAUGUACUGGGGAAUCACGUGUGUGAUACAGCACUUGAAUUCCUAUCCCUCAAUUCCUAGACUAACAUUAUUUUUGUAUGUAAUUCUGAUCCACAUUCUAGAUUUCUAAUUUAAAUAUUAAGUUAUAAAUGACGUAUAUUAAGGAUAGUGUGCACACAAGGAAUAUGUGCCAGAAAACAUGCCUUAUCUAACCCUAUAAUUACCCAACAAAGUAGGCCCUGUUACUGUCCUUUUCUCACGGAUAAAGUCAGUGACAAUCAGAAAGGUAAAGUCGCACGUAACUGGACAGUGGAAGAGCCAGAUUUCCAUCUGGGUUUAUUAGACUCCAACCACCUCAUUAUAUAAUGUUUUGUCUCUGUUCUCUGGAUUUCACCUGUUUCUGGUUUCUUCUACUCUAACCAAAAGGUAGCCAGGAAGAACCCAGCCUGACACCCUUCUGGAAAGUCAUUAGCUAAUAAACUAUAAAUCCCAUUAGACAUGCACCUCCCUAGGAGAUAAAGAAGGACGCACCUGGAGGGGUAGUCUUGCCUCCCACAGACUGUACUUCCUAACACACGCCCUAUCAAGGGGCAGUAACGUUACAGAACACAUGUCUGGGGAACACUGAUGCCCUAAGAAACCCAAAGUGGUGAGAUACGUUCUGUGUUAAGACGAUGGUGCCUACACGUGCUUCCUGGGCGUUUACAGGUUACCAGGGAGAUCUCACGGGAGGUAAAAUAGGCCUGCGUGUGUGUGUGUGUGUGGGUACGUGCGUGUAUGUGCUAUUUUCACCUUUGGGCCUUCUAAACAAUAUCAGUUUUUUCAAGAUAGGUCAGAAAUCCAAACAUGAUUGGCUGCCCCCAGAAUCUCAUCAUUACUGUUCUAAGUUGGAAAAUAAGAGAGGCGGCCACGAAAGGAAACUGCACUGAAAUAGGAGUGCGUGUAUGAAGAAUAUGUAUAUAUGUGUGGUGUGUAUGUGUGUUAAUAUA